AAAGUCUACAGGUAUACCCAAAUUGUUAUACACGUGCAAAAUUGCACCCUCGUAGCACUUACGAUAAUUGAGCUUUGAGGUAACUGACCGAUAGGGCCUGUACUGUGUCGUGUCAGAGCAUAAGGGUCCUACUUAAAAGUACAAGUGGUCAAGAGACCUUCAUGGGGAUUUAACCCUGCGCCUGACCCAGCCCAAAGCUUCUGGGCUGGGGAAGGCUCGGUGCAAUUUUCGCAUAAUUCAUAGGCUUUAGCACUCUGAAUUAAAGGGGUUUUGAAAAAUGGUGCUCGCGGAGCUAGGAACCCGCAUAUCCAAGGCCAUCUCGUCGAUGGGCCAGGCGAUGAUCAUCGACGAGAAGGUCUUGGAUACAGUACUCAAGGAGAUCUGCACAGCCUUGCUUCAAGCGGACGUUAACGUUAAGCAGGUUGCAAACCUACGCAACGGAGUUAAGAAACGGGUGAACAUAGCUGAGCUGGCGGCCGGUCUUAACAAGCAGCGUGUUAUUGAGAAGGCGGUUUUUGAUGAGCUCUGCGAUAUGCUGGACAGCGGGGUUGACCCGAAGAAGUUGGAGCUGAAGAAGGAGAAGGGCAAGCAGCACACGGUUAUGUUUGUGGGUCUGCAAGGCAGCGGUAAGACCACCACCUGCACGAAGUACGCGUAUUUCUACAAGAAAAAAGGCUGGAAGCCUGCGCUGGUAUGCGCGGAUACGUACCGUGCCGGUGCGUUCGACCAGCUAAAGCAGAACGCCACGAAGGCGCAGAUCCCCUUCUACGGCAGCUACAAGGAGACGGACCCGGCGGCGAUCGCGCAACAGGGUGUGCUGCGUUUUAAGGAGGAUGGCCGGGACCUGAUCAUCGUCGACACUAGCGGCAGGCACAAGCAGGAAGCUGCCCUGUUUGAGGAAAUGAAGCAGGUAGCGGCGGCGGUCUCGCCGGAUCUCAUUAUUUUCGUGAUGGACGGCAGCAUUGGGCAGGCGGCGUUCGACCAGGCGAAAGCCUUCAAGGAAGCCGUCGAAGUUGGGGCCGUCAUCAUUACCAAGCUUGACGGUCACGCCAAGGGUGGUGGUGCGCUAAGCGCUGUGGCGGCAACCAAGUCUCCAAUCAUUUUCCUUGGCACGGGCGAACAUAUGGAUCAGUUCGAGUCGUUCGAGACCAAGCGUUUCGUGCAGCGGUUGCUCGGCAAGGGUGAUGUUAGCGGGUUAAUGGACAAGAUCCAGGACGUCAUUCCUGAGGAUAAGCAGCCGGAGCUGCUGGACACGAUCUCCAAAGGAAACGUCACGAUGAGUGUAUUGAAGGACAUGUUCGAGAGCGUGCUGGAGCUAGGCCCCAUGAGCCAGAUGAUGUCGAUGCUGCCAGGCUUUAACAGUGACCUGCUGCCUAAGGGUAACGACAAACAGAGCCAGAUGAUGAUCCGCCGCUAUAUCACAAUUAUCGAGUCCAUGACGGACAAGGAGAUGAACACAACCAAUAUUAAGAUCCUCCAGGAGCCAUCGCGGGUUAACCGCCUCGCACGCGGGUCGGGGUCGACGCCGCAGCAGGUACUCGCGCUGUUGGAGUCGUACAAGCACUACUCCAAAUACGCCACGCAGGCCCUCAAGGCGGCGAAUCUCCCGAAGAACCUGAAGUCCAUGAAGGGCGACGUUCAAAUGAAUCCGCGUCAGAUGCAGCAAGCUCUGGGCAAGAUGAGCCGUGCCUUGCCGCCGCAAUUGCUUCAGCAGCUUGGCGGCGUGGGUGGCCUGCAAUCGCUGAUGAAGGGGCUGGAUGGGAAAAUGGGCGGACUUGGAGGCUUGGGCAAGUGAAUGUUAUUGACCACUGGGCUGUCGGGUCUCGAAACGUUGCAGUUACUUGAUGGUUCUUGUUCAGUGUAUCAGUGUAUGACCAGACAAUUUGUGCUAUUACACAAGUUGAGGGAUAUCAUCCUCGCAGUGUUUUCCGUGUCGAUCUGGCUUUGUUUUUCGUUGGUGUGCUUGUGUUCCUGGUCAAGAUGUGGUCUGAUCAGUCGUAAAUUGUAAUGUGUGGAGUUGCGAAGUGGAGUUGAGCUGUGCAUUUCCAGUGCCACUUCUACAUGUCCUUGUCUCUGGGCCAGUUUGGCAAAAGGCCUCGGGGAGUUUCUUAAGGCGAAGUUACAACCAUUGUGGCAAAGAUCGGGUCAACAGUUUAAUUUGGCUUGUAC
Molecule: messenger RNA, 2169 nt
Organism: Volvox carteri f. nagariensis
Lineage: Eukaryota; Viridiplantae; Chlorophyta; Chlorophyceae; Chlamydomonadales; Volvocaceae
Exons: 4
Coding region: 278-1795 (505 amino acids)
Biological process (GO): SRP-dependent cotranslational protein targeting to membrane, translocation; SRP-dependent cotranslational protein targeting to membrane
Cellular component (GO): signal recognition particle, endoplasmic reticulum targeting; cytosol
Molecular function (GO): ATP hydrolysis activity; endoplasmic reticulum signal sequence receptor activity; GTP binding
Source: RefSeq, a predicted model, not a curated record